CAGCGGCUCAGCUAUUCUGCGCGCCUGUGCUGGGCGCCUGCCUCGGCCCGCCCCUUACGCCGGCAGCUCAGCGCCUGGCUGCCACUAUAUAAAUCGGCCAUUUGCUUUGCUCCGCCCCAGAGUCCGGGAGUCGAAGCCGGUUGUCAAGCCAGUCCCGUUCCGCGCUCCCCUGCCUUUUCUUUCUCUUUCAACAUGACAGAUGCCGCUGUGUCCUUCGCCAAGGACUUCUUGGCUGGUGGAGUGGCCGCGGCCAUCUCCAAGACGGCGGUAGCGCCCAUCGAGCGGGUCAAGCUGCUGCUGCAGGUGCAGCAUGCCAGCAAGCAAAUCACGGCAGAUAAGCAAUACAAGGGCAUUAUAGACUGUGUGGUUCGUAUCCCCAAGGAACAGGGAGUCCUGUCCUUCUGGCGUGGUAACCUGGCCAAUGUCAUCAGAUACUUCCCCACCCAGGCUCUCAACUUUGCCUUCAAAGAUAAAUACAAGCAGAUCUUUUUGGGUGGUGUGGACAAGAGGACCCAGUUUUGGCGCUACUUUGCAGGGAACCUGGCAUCAGGUGGUGCCGCUGGGGCCACAUCCUUGUGCUUUGUGUACCCCCUUGAUUUUGCCCGUACCCGUCUAGCAGCUGAUGUGGGCAAAGCUGGAGCUGAAAGGGAAUUCAAAGGCCUUGGUGACUGCCUGAUUAAGAUCUACAAAUCUGAUGGGAUUAGGGGCCUGUACCAAGGCUUUAAUGUGUCAGUCCAGGGCAUUAUCAUCUACCGAGCUGCCUACUUUGGCAUCUAUGACACUGCAAAGGGAAUGCUUCCAGAUCCCAAGAACACUCACAUCUUCAUCAGCUGGAUGAUUGCACAGUCUGUCACUGCUGUCGCUGGCUUGACUUCCUAUCCCUUUGACACGGUUCGCCGUCGUAUGAUGAUGCAGUCAGGACGCAAAGGAACUGACAUCAUGUACACAGGCACGAUUGACUGCUGGAGGAAGAUUGCUCGUGACGAAGGAAGCAAGGCCUUUUUCAAGGGUGCAUGGUCCAAUGUUCUCAGGGGCAUGGGUGGUGCCUUUGUGCUUGUCUUGUAUGAUGAGAUCAAGAAGUACACAUAAUUAUGUCGUAGGUGUUCUCCCCGAGAACAGGCAUGUUGUAUAAUACACCAUAUCUUGAACAUUCUGGACAGAUUCUCUGGGCUUGUCUGUUUUAUCAAUGGCAACUAUUUACCAGUUGAAAAGUGGGAAGCAAUAAUAUUCAUCUGACCAGUUUUCUCUUAAAGCCAUUUCCAUAAUGACAAUAAUGAUGGGACUCAAUUAUAUUUUUUAUUUCAGUCACUCCUGAUAAUAAAAAUUGAAGAAAUAAAAAAUAUCUAAAGACA
This is a messenger RNA of Microtus ochrogaster (prairie vole), 1352 nucleotides long. RefSeq names its product solute carrier family 25 member 5 (gene Slc25a5). Gene Ontology annotation, molecular function: ATP:ADP antiporter activity. The record is from RefSeq and is a predicted model, not a curated record. Gene Ontology annotation, biological process: mitochondrial ATP transmembrane transport; negative regulation of mitochondrial outer membrane permeabilization involved in apoptotic signaling pathway; mitochondrial ADP transmembrane transport. Gene Ontology annotation, cellular component: mitochondrial inner membrane. NCBI's taxonomy places the organism in Eukaryota, Metazoa, Chordata, Mammalia, Rodentia, Cricetidae.